AACAUUUUUGAGAGGUUAUCUUUUCCUCAUUUGAAUAUUAAAAUAUGAUUAUGUAAAAAUGCAGCACAGAGCUGGAUACUUCACAGAAAGGGGAGCAGAUACUUCCUUGAAAAGAUUCCAGUUUUACUUAAUUCAAAUGCUGGAUUUGUUACAUUGAAACCAGAAAUGGACUGUUCAGAGCUUUUGAUUUUUGUCUUCUUUGGAUUUGGCCUCACCUUCUGCUCUCAAGCCCACUUUUAUGAGUACCACCAUGUCAACCGGCCAAUGACCUGGACCGAGGCUCAGCGUUACUGCAGAGAGAAACACACUGAUCUGGUGACCAUUGAGAGCGCUGAGGACAUGAGCAAGUUGAAGAGAUCAAAUUCCCACACCGGGUUGUCAUGGAUUGGACUGACUGAUGACCCAAAAUCCUGGAAGGGAGUUAUGGGCAAUGAUGUAAACUCCUGGAGAUGGUCAGCAACUGGUGAAACGGCAAAAACUGAUUACCAGAACUGGGCCCCCAAUGAGCCAAAUUAUGGUCAAGUACGUGAGCCCUGUGGUUUUAUAGAUGAUAAUGGACUAUGGCUCGAUGGAAACUGUUCGGUUAAAUACCAUUUUUUUUGCUUCAAUGGUCGGUGGUGGAUUGGCUUGUACCGGGUACCGUGGAGAUGGUCGGACAACAGCAACAACUCCUUCAAAAACUGGCAAAGCGGACAGCCUGAUGUCUAUUACAAGGACGAGCACUGUGUCGCUGAGAAUUCAGACCAUGAUUGGGCUGAUGUGAUGUGUACUGAUAUAAAUUUCUUCUGGUGCUAUAAAGACCUGAGAGUGAAGAACACCAUGGUGAGGAUGAAGAUUCAGACUACUGCUGACCUUUCAGAUCCAGCUAUUCAUGCCCAGAUUCUCCAGCAGCUAGGUGAAAGGUUCAAGACUUUACGGAGUGACGUUAAACUGAGGUGGGUGACUGAACCUGAAAAACAAGAGGAAGAGACUGAUGAAGGCUGAAUUAUAUAGUUCUACGAGCUACAAAGACACAAUGCAGGCAACCAAAAUUUAUGUAGUUUGACUUUGUUAACCAAAUCUAGUAGAUCAAAUCCUCUAUCAUUAGACUCGCUGUAAAACAAAGCCUCUCGUAAUCUUAAUCUUCUUUCAAAGAAUUACAUGCACUAUCUAGCAUAAGUUAAAAGUAACUAACCACCAGCCUGAAAACCAGUGUCAUCUGUUGUGAGUGAUCAAGGUAUAGGCUCAAUAAAAUAGUCAAAUAUGUCUUAAUAUAUGAAAGAUUGAGGGUCAUUUUUAACCUCGAACUUUCUGGUUAUUCUUUCAUGUUAUCUUACUUAUUCAGUCAUGUCUGUUGUAAACUGUUUUGCUUAACUAUUUUGUUUUUUUUGUCUUUCUUUUUAUAGAUAUACUUUUUUUUCUCUAUGAUAGGUCUGUAGUAUAAAAAAAUGAAAUACUUUAGCUGAAAUUCAUGGCUUCCUUUUGUUGUCUACUUAAUAAAGUCAGUGUGCUGCAUACAAUUUCCUUAUGAUCUCUUCUUAUGUCAUACAUGUAAUUUAUUUUGUCCCUCAAUCCAUCUUCAGGCUUUGAGACUCAAUUAAAAAGAUAUAAACCAUGAAGGAACAGCAAACA
This is a messenger RNA of Seriola aureovittata, 1611 nucleotides long. RefSeq lists its product as uncharacterized. The transcript has 6 exons. The record is from RefSeq and is a predicted model, not a curated record. NCBI's taxonomy places the organism in Eukaryota, Metazoa, Chordata, Actinopteri, Carangiformes, Carangidae. The coding region runs from base 166 to 984 and encodes 272 amino acids.